AUGUCUCAGGAAAUCCCUCAAACCGUGAAGAAGUGGACUGUCAUUGGCCAUGAUGGUCCGGAUUCUCUGGAUUUCAAGGAAGAAGAACUCGUAUCCACACUCGGUGAUAACCAAGUGCUCGUGAAAAUCCAAGGAGCGUCUCUAAACUUUCGUGAUAUUAUGAUCGCCCAAGGUAAAUACCCAUGGUCAAUUAAGCCUGACCUCAUUCCGGGUUCCGACGGUGCUGGCACCGUCCUGGCAAUUGGAAAACAUGUCACCCGUUUUCAACCUGGCGAUAGAGUGAUAACAACGCUCAAUCAACAACAUCUGGCGGGUUCUAUUACUAGGGAAGCCAUGAAAUACGGGACUGGUGCUUCAGUUGACGGCACUAUGCGCUCAGUUGGUGCUUUUGAUGAGCAAGGGCUGGUACGGAUGCCCUUGGGGUUAAGUUUCGUGGAGGCCGCCACACUGAGCUGUGCAGGAGUUACUGCAUGGAAUGCGCUGUUUGGUCUACCUGGGCGGCCGCUGAUGGCUGGACAGUGGGUUCUAACGCAAGGGACGGGUGGUGUGAGCAUCUUUGCAGUACAAUUUGCCAAGGCGGUUGGGGCUCGGGUUAUAGCCACCACUAGUUCUCCGGAGAAAGCAAAGAUACUCGAGAGACUGGGAGCAGAUCACAUCAUAAAUUACCGUGGAACUGUCAAUUGGGGCGCCAAAGUACGAGAAUUGACCCGAGGGGAAGGAGUGGACCUAGUGGUAGAGGUUGCAGGCCCCAGCACUAUGCAACAGAGUGUCGAGAGCGUAAAAUUGGAUGGUGUAAUCAGCGUGGUAGGCUUUGUCGGGGGCGAAGGAGACGGAUUGCCAACUCUAUUGGAUACAUGGACAAAACUUUUCACGGCAAGAGGGCUGUGGGUCGGGAGUCGCGCGCAGAUGGAAGAGAUGUGCAAGGCAAUUGAGGGCAAUUUGGAUCGACUACGUCCUGUAGUAGAUCGUAUCUUUCCCCUAGCGCAGCUUAAAGAAGCUUAUAAGUAUAUGCUGUCAGGAAACUAUCAGGGUAAGGUUGGGAUAGAGAUUGCUUGA
Molecule: messenger RNA, 1056 nt
Organism: Talaromyces amestolkiae
Lineage: Eukaryota; Fungi; Ascomycota; Eurotiomycetes; Eurotiales; Trichocomaceae
Exons: 3
Coding region: 1-1056 (351 amino acids)
Molecular function (GO): oxidoreductase activity
Source: RefSeq, a predicted model, not a curated record